Messenger RNA from Acanthoscelides obtectus, 1148 nucleotides. Lineage: Eukaryota; Metazoa; Arthropoda; Insecta; Coleoptera; Chrysomelidae. The record is from the annotation of a GenBank genome assembly.
GCCUUUUGGAAGACGUCUUAUUGUCCGUCAUAAAAAUGGCGUCGAUAAAGACGUCAUUUUUUAGUCCAUGACGUUUUCGACCAAAAGUUACCAAAUAAUGACGUCAUUUUGCGGGCACGAUGUUAACUAGGUCAGUAUAUCUGCGGCCGAUGUUGCCCUAAGGCAAUACAGUGUUCCUUAUAUGAUGCCAUUGCAGAUCAUCUUUCAUUUCCAUGUAUCUUUGCUGGCUGUACAUCAAUGCUGAAUUGGGGGGAAGUUAAAGAGCAUGAAGACAAUUGCUUCUUUCGUAGCAUCUCAUGCCCUUUACCUAAUUGUACAGAUAGUUAUCGGAUUGACUCUUACAAAGCCCAUAUUGAACAAGUUCAUACGCUUCAUAAAAAAUCAUACUCUGGUGAUAAGUUGAAUCCAUUUGACUUGAUUUCUGCUCCACAUGUUAACACACUUUGUAUAUUAUCCGAGGGACUCUUUUUUAUAGUAUUUGUGAAAAUACACGUUUCCGAAGAAGCAGACAGGUGCAUUCUCCAAUUCCGUCCCAUUUUGAUGGAAGGCGAUGAAAGAGAUCAUUGCGACCUUUAUUGUAAAGUUAGCAUUAAUUUAUCUCCAGAUACUACCCUUAUCAAGACCAUUUAUUUUGAUGAUUUUUUGCAUUACAAUAAAGAACGACAUUGCUUAAAGUAUGUGUAUAGUAACAUAACAUAUGAAUGCGAAAUUCUUGAACAUGUAAAAAUGGAUAAUAGUCCAAUGACCAAUAUUUUAGAGUUCAUAACAAAAAAUCAACCAUUCUCAUACACUGUGAAGUUUCGCGAGACAAAAUAUUUGGAAUGUUUUCAGUGCCAUAAUGUUUUCUCAAAUGUAGAAGAAAUGUUUUUAGGAGUAAGAGGUUUUAUGCUAUGUGAAAACUGUGCACAACUUCCAAUAAUGAAAAAUUUCCGCGAACUAUAUCAAUUAGAUUGUUUGAAUCAACUUAGGGACCUGGAGGAAUCUAAUGAUUGAUUCAGUAGAAUAAGACCCAGCAAGAAACAAUAUAUUUAUAAAGAAGACUUUGUUUUAGGCUAGUAAGCUUUCGCAAUGUGAAAUGACUGAGAAUGUGGUUAAAUAUUACACUUUCACAAGAAACUGUUAAAUACGUUAUUUUCCAAAUAAAAUAU